This is a messenger RNA of Equus caballus (horse), 2962 nucleotides long. The record is from RefSeq and is a predicted model, not a curated record. Lineage: Eukaryota; Metazoa; Chordata; Mammalia; Perissodactyla; Equidae.
AUGGGUGCUGGAUUCAUAGGUGUUGCUGUCACUGCUUGGGCCAAGGGACUUGGAGAACUGUGCACAGCCCCCACUGUUGGUGGAGCUGAUUUGGCAGUGAAUCUUGCCGCUAUUGCCCUCUUAAAUCCAUUUUGCUUAUUGCCAUCCCCUGAGCAAUCACUGUCCCCUGGGAAGUCUGUCCCCCCAAACCACAGUAAUGGGGACUGCAAGCAACUCAGCUCAGAUUCUUUUUGUCUUUUCUCCUCAGCAACUGGACCUAAAUCUGUGAUUUCCCUCCAUCCUCCAUGGACCGUUGCCUCCCAAGGAGAGAAGGUGAAACUGAUUUGCAAUGGACCUCACUUCAGCCAACCAGGGAAAGCAACAUGGUACCGUUGGUACCAUAAGGGAAAAAUAUCAAGUGAAACCCUAACUAACACCCAUGAGGUUCAUGAUUCUGGGGAGUACAGUUGCCAGACCUCAGGCUCACUCCUAAGUAACCCUGUGAGCUUGCUCUUUUCUGCAGCUACCCUCAUCCUGCAGGCUCCACUUUAUGUGUUUGAAGGAGACUCCGUGGUUCUGAGAUGCCGAGCAAAGGCAGGAGUAGCACUGACUAAUGUGACCCUAUACAAGAAUGAUAGAUUGCUGGCAUUCCUUAGUAACACCUCCGACUUUCAGAUUCAUCAAGCAGAUCUGAAGGACAAUGGAGCAUAUCACUGUACUGGAUUUAAGAAAGGUUGUUGCUCUAUUAUUUCAAACAGAGUCAAUAUCCAAGUCCAAGGUAAAGACUUCAUUACUUGUGAAAUGGUGCAGUGUAAAUUGGAAAAUAUACUGGUGUCAAUUACCUCAUUUUUGCUCUCAGUUCCAGUGUCUCGCCCCGUCCUCACCCUCAGGGCUCCCGGGGCCCAGACUGUGGUGGGCGACGUGGUGGAGCUUCACUGUGAGGCCCAGAGAGGCUCUCCCCCGAUCCUGUACCAGUUUUAUCGCAAUGAUGUCACUUUGGAGAGCAACUCAAGCCUCUCUGGAGGAGGAUCUUUCUUCAAACUCUCUCUGACUGAAGAACAUUCUGGGAACUACUCCUGUGAGGCCAACAAUGGUCUGGGUGUCCGGCGCAGUGACGCAGUGUCACUCAGAGUCACAGUUCCAGUGUCUCGCCCUGUCCUCACCCUCAGGGCUCCCAGGGCCCAGACUGUGGUGGGGGACAUGAUGGAGCUUCACUGUGAGGCCCAUAGAGGCUCUCCUCCGAUCCUGUACCAGUUUUAUCAUGAGGAUGUCACCCUGGGGAGCAGCUUGGCCCCCUCUGGAGGAGGAGCAUUCUUCAACCUCUCUCUGACUGCAGAACAUUCUGGAAACUACUCCUGUGAGGCCAACAAUGACCUGGGGCCCCAGCGCAGUGAGAUGCUGAUGCUCAAUGUCUUAGUUCCAGUGUCUCGCCCUGUCCUCACCCUCAGGGCUCCCGGGGCCCAGGCUGUGUUGGGGGACGUGGUGGAGCUUCACUGUGAGGCCCAGAGAGGCUCUCCCCCGAUCCUGUACCAGUUUUAUCGCAAUGAUGUCACCUUGGAGAGCAACUCAAGCCUCUCUGGAGGAGGAUCUUCCUUCAACCUCUCUCUGACUGAAGAACAUUCUGGGAACUACUCCUGUGAGGCCAACAAUGGCCUGGGUGUCCAGCGCAGCGACACAGUGACACUUGCUAUCACCAGGAGCAGAAGUGGCCCUGUCGCCACAGGUGUCACCGGCGGACUGCUCAGCGUGUUGGGCCUUGCUGCUGCGGGACUGCUGUUUUUUUACUGGCUCCCAAGAAAAGCAGGAAGAAGGCCUACCUCUGACCUCUCCAGGAGCCCUUCAAACUCAGACCCCCAAGAGCCCACCUACCACAGUGUACCAGCCUGGGUAGAACUGCAACCAGUGUACAGCAAUGUAAAUCCUGAAGGAGAAGACGUGAUAUACACGGAAGUCCGGAGCAUUCAGAAGGGAAACAAAAAUGCAGCAGCCUCUGCACCAAGGUUUUUCAAGAACUCGGAUUCCUCUGUCAUCUACUCCCAGGUGAGGGUGGCUUCAACUCCAGCCUCUCGGCCUCAGUUCUUGGCUUCCUCGGCUCCUCUCCGAUGAGUCCACACAGCUCCCUGACUGCUGUUUCAGCCUCUGCCCCCGAAAGCCAUCCUUGGGGAAGAGGGAAUCAUCGAAGUAGGAAGACUUAAACUGCCCCAGGCCACAUCCAGUGGCCUCUGUGUCAAGUGCCUGCACCCUCAGUCUGACUAGAACACAAGGCUCUGCAGGACUCCUGCCUAUUUCCCAAGUUACAGCCCUGCCCUCGUGGUCUUUGUGUCUAACGACAUGUUGGUCCCAACCUGGGGCCCAUCACAUCCCCUGGCUUCCUUCGUGGGCUUCAGCUUAGGUCACUAUUUUGAGUCCUACUUGCACACACACCCCCACCAUUCCUCAAUGAGGACUGCUCCUGUACUCCGUCAUGGACAUCUCAGUGGGUCCAUUUCUCAACAGCCAGCAGCCUGGUGGGCUACUGUGGUGCUCUGCCAGAAGGGACAGCACACACCCCUGGAGACACGUACACUGGGCUUGUUAUGGACCUCCCCAUAAUGGGAAUGCAUUUCCCACUCCCCUGGCUGUGUGAAACUUUGAGGUCAGUACCUCAUACCAGGAUAAAUUCUCUCCUGCCCAUGUGCCAACAUCUAUCUGCCCAGCUAAGUGGAUUUCACACCCCAGGUUCCAGACUCUUCCCAUUCUGCCAGAUGUAACCCAGCACAUUCGUGGCCAGGAGGACCAGGAAUGCAGAGAGAAGGCAUAUUGGGAUAUAGGCCGUGAUCUAUUAUUAUUUAAUUGAAUGAGUGAAUGAAUGAGGAAGAUACUCGGGAUAAUUAUGAAGCAUUCCUACCCUCUGACUGGCAUUUGGCUCAUGUGCUCCCUAGGAAUUCCAGGGGUACUCUUCUGUCUUCCCUGAAUACGAAAUAAACUAGGAGAAAGAGUUUGA